Messenger RNA from Cyphellophora attinorum, 2496 nucleotides. RefSeq names its product BRCT-containing protein 1. The record is from RefSeq and is a predicted model, not a curated record. The coding region runs from base 1 to 2496 and encodes 831 amino acids. Gene Ontology annotation, biological process: DNA double-strand break attachment to nuclear envelope; double-strand break repair. Gene Ontology annotation, cellular component: Cul8-RING ubiquitin ligase complex; nucleus. The transcript has 3 exons. Lineage: Eukaryota; Fungi; Ascomycota; Eurotiomycetes; Chaetothyriales; Cyphellophoraceae.
AUGGCGCCACCAGCAGACGGCAUGGACGUUGAUCAGCCAGAGAAGACGGGUCUUUUCGCGGACUUGUUCUUCGUCGUGGUCCCAAGCGACUCGUUGCCCGAAUCGAAAGCGCUCGAGGUGGUCGAGCAGCUCAAACUCCACGAUGCUGAAGCCGUCGUCGACAGCCUCGAUGGUAGUGGCACACUCUCGCUGGAUGACCUCACUCACAUCGUUUCCAACACGGCAGACUUUCCAGAAUACUAUAAUGCGGACGAUAAAAUGAAACCUGUGGUGAAAGCGCAAUGGAUCGAGCACUCUCUGGCGAAAAGAAAACUACAGAACCCGCGACAGUACUCGCCUGACCCCAAGUACUUCAUGUCAGACGUUGUGGUGUGCUGUACAGGCCUGCCGGAUGGUGAUGCCGAAGCAGUCCAAGGCGCUGUUCUUGCGAUGGGUGGAAUGUUCUCUAUCAAGCUUACAAGUCAAGUAACACACCUCAUCACGCUCUCCAUCGACUCAGAUUUCUGCCAGACAGCGGCACAGAAACGCAUGAAUGUCAAGCUCGUGCUGCCGCACUGGAUUGAUGACUGUGUCAGACUGGGACGCAAGAUCAGCGAACGUCCCUACACUCUACCGGCCUCGGAGUUGCAUACUGCCACACCCAGUACCAAAAUUCCGUACGUUUAUGGUGCUACUCCGGUGCGUGGCGCUUUGGAUGCGAAUCCCACAUCCAGUCCACCACCGAGUCCAUCGGUCACUCGCAAACGCCAAUCAGUGUUUCGGAAUACGAAGGUCGCACUCAGCAAAGACCUCGGAGUUGCACCUCCUCACCGCGAGGCGCUAGAAGAAGUCAUUCGCAAUGGCGGCGGGAAAGUCGUCAACACCGCCGCUCAGUGUACCAUAUUCGUUUGCAAGUAUCGUGAGGGCAGUGAGUACAAGGCCGCAGCUCGUGCAGGCAAGCACGUUGGAAGCCUCGGUUGGUUGUACGAUUUGAUCUCGAAGGACCGUUGGACUUCGCCCUUCAGAAAAUUACUGCACUAUCCCCUGGCUCCUAAAGGCAUACCUGGAAUGCAAGAUUUCAAAAUCAGCGUUUCCAAUUAUACUGGUGAGUCCAGGCAAUAUCUGGAGAAUCUCAUCCGGGCUUGUGGGGCAGAAUGCACGAAGACACUGAAGCAAGACAAUACCCAUCUUAUCACGGCUUACGACAAAAGCGAGAAGUGCACCGCUGCCAAAGAAUGGCAGGUCCACCUAGUCAAUCAUCUGUGGCUGGAGGAGAGCUUCGCCAAAUGCAAAGUCGCCAGUGUCAGCAAUAGCAGAUAUACACAUUUCCCAACACGGACCAACCUAGGCGAGGUGGUGGGCCAGACGGAGAUCGAUCGGGAGGUGUUAGAGAAACUCUUCUACCCACCUGAGCCAGACAGAAUCGAUGACAGGAGCAGCGACAUAACCAAAGUGGGGCUCAAGCGUGGCAAUUCUAAAACGAGCAAUGGCAACGAUGUACGUACGCCAGCUGCAUCAAGAUUCGUCGCUCUGGAGAAAGAAAACAUAACACCUUCUACCACGAACAGUCGGAAAGCGAAGAAUGCUGCCACAGCCAAACUCCAGGAAAUGACACCAGACAUUCAGCUAUACGAGAAAGAACGUAAACGCGUUGGCGGAGUCAUCCAUGGCGGUAGGCGCGCGAAGACAUCGGAAGAACCAAGCGAGGCUGCCGAAGCUCCUCGAGAGGCUGCUCGCAAGCGUACCGCCGACGACAUGGAUGAUAGCGAUGCUGCUGCGGAAGCAGAGAAAAAGAAGAAGAGGUCAAAGACUGGCUUGCCGCCAGUUACCAUGCACCUGCUCGUGACCGGAUACGACCGUUGGAAGGAUAAUCCGAAAGCGGAAGACGCCGACAAAAUUGCAUUGCGUCAGCUCGGCAUCAUACUUGUGAACGAGGCUCAACGUGCCACUCAUCUUGCUGCGCAUCGGAUCCUCCGGACCGUCAAAUUCAUCUCCGCAAUGGCAUAUGCACCCGAAAUCAUUUCGACCGACUUCAUCGAUGCUUGUCUCGAUGCCGACGAGCUUGAAGAUCCGCAGGACUACAAGCUUGUGGACAAGGUCCAGGAGAAGAAGCUCGGUCUGUCGUUGACUGCGUCUAGGGAACGAGCUGUGAAGAAUCGCGGCAAGCUCCUAGAAGGCCGCGAGAUAUAUUGCCUGGACAAGGCCAACGGCGGUCCCGAUACAUAUCAGAAGAUCGUGGAAGCCAACGGCGGCAGUUGCAUUGUAUACAGAGGCCGUAAAGGUGUCCGCGUCAAAUCCUAUCGCGCGGGUAGUGAAGAUGCUGGGUCCGCCAACACGGAUGUGUACCUGCUCAGUCCUGAAGGUGAUGGGAACGAUUUGACGAAGCUCUGGGAGCAGUUUCGGUCGAUGGUCGAAGCGGCUCGAAUGACGCCUCGAAUUGUUUCCACAGACUGGUUGAUUGAAACUGCCAUGAGGCAAGAGAUCCUACCGGUGUCGAAGUAUGAGAUCCGCGAAUGA